AUGACGCCGAGUCCAUCCUUUUCAAACGGAGCCUUCCCUCCGCCUAGCCUACCGCCUGGCUCACCGUCCCUUAGUGCUCAAGGCGACCCGAGACAGAGCGGUGAGCGCAACCGAUCUCGAGGACGAGGCGGAAGAACAGCAAGUGGGCAGCUUCGUAUCUGUGCCAAGUGUGGUGAAUCUUUAACCGGUCAAUUUGUGCGGGCCUUAGAAGGCACGUACCAUCUCGACUGCUUCAGAUGUCGUGACUGCGGUCAGAUUGUGGCCUCUAAGUUUUUCCCUGCGGACGACGAAGAAACCGGCGGCCAAUAUCCACUUUGCGAGACAGAUUACUUUCGACGACUUGGUCUUCUAUGCUACCAAUGUGGCGGCGCUUUGCGCGGUUCUUAUAUUACCGCCCUCGACCGCAAAUACCAUGUUGACCACUUCACCUGUUCACUCUGCUCGACAGUCUUUGGGGCCCAGGAUAGCUAUUACGAACAUGAUGGGAAUGUGUAUUGCCAUUACCAUUACUCGACGCAAUUUGCUCAGCGAUGCAAUGGCUGCCAAACCGCUAUUCUCAAGCAGUUUGUCGAGAUAUACCGUAACGGGCAAAAUCAGCACUGGCAUCCAGAGUGCUAUAUGAUCCACAAGUUUUGGAACGUCCGUCUAACAGCUCCCCAAGAACCUGCUGAGCCCCGUCCCGAACCUGUGGGCCCCGAGGGCCGUGAGCUUGUCCGACAGGAAGAAGAAGACAUGGAGAACAAGGUUUAUCGAAUUUGGAGCGUUUUGUCAGCAUUCGAAGAAUCCUCAGCCGCAUGUAUUUCGGACAUGCUUCUUCAUGUCAGCAACGGUGCAUACAUGGACGGAGUCUUCGUCGCCAAAAAGUUCAUCGUACAUGUAGACAUCCUGUUCCGAUCUGCAGACAGACUUGAUCAGACUAUCAAGCAAUUAGAGAUGACUGACUUAUCCUACGCGAGAGAAUCAAAACUUCUCUGUAAGAAGAUUGUAGCCUUCUUUUCAUUACUGUCCAAAAUGCAAGAGACUACUGGGCGGAAAUUGGGCGUUACCCAAGAGCUACUGUCUCUCGUGACGGGCCUAGCUCAUUACCUGAAGCUCCUAAUCAGGAUUUGCCUCCAAGGAACGCUUAGGGUCGAAAAGGAGCACCGCUCUCCAGAAGCACUAUUUCAGUUCCUCGAAGAUCUCAGUAUGCUCGAAACGAUCAAAACCGAUGACGAGUCCUUGCAGAUCACAUUAGGUAUGUCGAGACUCUCUGCUAAUGACUCGGAUCACUGUACCUUGUGCCGCAAGCCCAUCGAGGACGAAUGCGCUUUGAGCGGGGAUAAGAGAUGGCAUCUAUUUUGCGUAACAUGCGUGCGGUGCGGCAAAAUACUAGGCAAGAACUUGGUCCAGGCUCAUCUACACCGAGACCUGAAUAUUCUUUGUUCAAAUUGCGAAAAUCCGGCUGACGGGCAUGGUCAACCUUUGGAACGGAUAACGAAGCUUCAGCAGUACAUAUUCCUUUUGAAAGUCGCCCUAGCCAGGCUGCUGGAGAUACUUCGAACUAGCGGCGCUCUUCCUCAGUCUUCAGAAGAUCCAAGCCUUAACGGUCAAGAUUCUCCUGAAGGACGUGUGUCUACGGACGGUAGUCCUGCGAUACUUAGAUCAGAUUCUCGGUCUAAAUCCUCUGGUGGCGAGCGGGAGCGGCAUCAGAGAGAGUCGUCUUAUGAGAAUACUCUCAAUGAUGUGCGUAGACUUAGGAGUACGCGUCUCGAUAAGCAUCUGUCCUCAAGCCUUAGGAAAGCCCGGACGUCAAGGAUUAUGGAUGGGCCUGAAGCACGCAGUAUUCGCCCUGGAUCUGCCGGCGCGGAAAUGGGCUCACAGAAUAAGGUAAUGCAGAUCGAGGAAGAUGGAGAACAAGGCGAAGGCGACACAACAAAACAAUAUUUCGGACACCAGGAUGCGCUGACUCUGGAUGAUAUUCCUCGAAUCGUCGCAGCCGAACAGGCUCGGGAGCAGCAGCCUAGCGCGUAUAGAGCAUCGCGCCAAGAGCUCUUCCGAUCCGCCACAACUGAGGGUUCUUACGGUACUAGUAACGAGAGAAGUCUUUCCCCAGGACGAGACGACCAGGGUUUACCAGGAGAUCGGUUGCCUCAGAGAGACGGGAGGAAGUUCUUCUCGGAACUAUCUGGCCUUGAGUAUUUUAUCGUUCGACAUGUAGCAGUCCUUACAAUGCAACCCAUGCUCGAGCCAGAGUUUUCACUUGAGGAAUUGCUUAGCCUCAUCGAGGCAAGAAAGGCACCGACAUUCUGGAAUAAAUUCGGCAAGGCAUUCGGCAAAAACGAUACCCGCAAGGCAGUAAAGAAGAAGGGUGUCUUUGGGGUUCCAUUAGAAUUAAUCAUCGAGCGCGAUGGCGCCGACUCUACAGAUGGCGUGGGACCGGGUGCUCUACGGAUACCAGCCAUUAUCGAGGACACAAUUACCGCUCUGAAGAAUAAGGAUCUGUCAGUCGAAGGUGUCUUCCGUAAGAAUGGCAAUAUUAAGAAGCUCACCGAACAGGUGAAUGCCGUUGACAGAGAUGGUUGCGAUGCCAUCCGGUGGAAUGAUGAGACUCCGCAUCAACUCGCAGCACUUCUUAAACGAUAUCUCCGUGAACUACCAGAACCCUUGAUGACACAGAAACUUUACAAAGUUUGGAUAGCCGCAACUAAGAUUAAAGAUACCGAUAAAAGGCGACAUUGUCUGCAUCUGACGUGCUGCCUGCUUCCACAGAUCCACCGAGAUACAUUAGAAGUCCUCUUCAACUUCUUGAAAUGGGUGGCUACUUUCCACCAGGUCGAUGAAGAUACUGGAUCGAGGAUGGACGUACACAACCUUGCCCGUGUAAUCGCCCCGAACGUACUUUAUACGAACGAAAAGAGCCCGAGUUUCUCAGACGAGCCUAUGACCGCGGUGGCUUGUGUCGAAGAGUUGAUACAAUUCAACGAAGAGAUGUGCAUGGUUCCCGCUGAAAUCAUGGACAUUCUGGGUGAUUCAACUUUGUUCAUGAACAAUGGCGAUAUCACAACUAAGGAGAUCCUCAAGCGUAUUGAAACUAGGUCUGCAGGUGGACUCACUAGGCAAUAUGAUAGCAACGAAUUUGUUAGACAGCAAGAGACCGGCAAGCGGCCCAUGGCUACUAGAGUCGCUACAGAUCCUGCUGCAUGGCAGCAGGAGAGCAGUGUACGUCCUAUUCAAGAGCCAACAAUUCCUUUUACGGCAGCCCAAGGAGCUCCGCCACAGAAUUGGCGCCAACCUGAGAAUGGGAAACCACCUUACGCGGGCCAGUAUGAGCAAGCUGAUAAUCAACCUAAAAAUCCUGAGAAUGGCCAGCGCCGAGAGUGGCGCAACUCGGGCUGGGGCAGACCAAAUAAUUCUGUCACGACUGGUACAGGGUAA
This is a messenger RNA of Daldinia loculata, 3414 nucleotides long. RefSeq names its product RhoGAP-domain-containing protein. Bases 1 to 3414 code for a protein of 1137 amino acids. Gene Ontology annotation, biological process: signal transduction; actin cytoskeleton organization. Gene Ontology annotation, cellular component: cytoplasm. The record is from RefSeq and is a predicted model, not a curated record. The transcript has 4 exons. NCBI's taxonomy places the organism in Eukaryota, Fungi, Ascomycota, Sordariomycetes, Xylariales, Hypoxylaceae.